GCGCGUGCUGUCUGUCUCGAGCAGAGCGAGUCCUUCAUUCGUCACUGAGGUCACUGGCUCGAGGAAACUGCGGGAGCUGUUGAUAAAGGAAACCUCAAAAACUAUGGCGCCAGUAAAACGAUGAUGAGAAGGGUACCGUUGCCAARUCAUGGAUAGAGUUCCACAAUGACACAUGAGAACCUCCCAAGCUCCCAGCUGUCUGUUAAAGCCGCUGCCCUUCGCAUGGUUGACCUUCCACUCUCCGUCUGCAGCUCGCUGGUGCAGGUGAGCGCCAGCACCAAGAAACURGUGGCUGCCACCGCCUUCGGCACCAUCUCGCUCCUCCUCCUCGCUCGCCGCUUCCAGAGGAGGAAGGGCAGAAAGAAGGGUCAGCCGCUGCCGUGGGAGCAGGCCGGCUUUGAGGUCUACGCCCAGGCCUCUGCAGAGAACGAUGACACCAGCCAAAACAUCAGUAUUUCCCUCGACUCUCAAAACGCCUGCUCCGCUGGGUCAGGGCUGGUGCUCACGACGAGAGAUUACAGGAGACUGUCCGGGUCUCUGGCGAGCGUGGUCUCGGUAAAGAGCGUGAACUCGUCCAGCAGCAGCACCUGUGCAGAUGAGUCCGCCUGCUGGGACGGUGUGGGCGACGCCGACGUCUCCAGCGUGAUCAACUUAUCCCUCGCCACACCUGAAAACCUCUACCUGAUGGGCAUGGAUUUGUUCGAGGAGGCUCUGCUGCACUGGGAGGAGGCGCUGACGUUCAGGAGCCGGCAGGCCGAGGACGACUCGAGCUGCGCCUCGGUCAAAACCGGAGCUGGAGACGCCGUCGCUGAGCAGAACAUGGAGGACGUGAUCAGCGUGGAGUUCAUCCACAGGCUGAAGUCUCUGCUGCAGAGAGCUUAUCGCCUGCAGGAGGAGUUUGAGGGCGUGUUGGGGACGCCUGAACCUUCGUCCCCCAGCAGCAGCAGCCAGG
This is a messenger RNA of Austrofundulus limnaeus, 952 nucleotides long. It is a transcript of the gene miga1, whose product is annotated as mitoguardin 1. NCBI's taxonomy places the organism in Eukaryota, Metazoa, Chordata, Actinopteri, Cyprinodontiformes, Rivulidae. Gene Ontology annotation, biological process: mitochondrial fusion. The record is from RefSeq and is a predicted model, not a curated record.